Molecule: messenger RNA, 23944 nt
Organism: Pelobates cultripes (western spadefoot toad)
Lineage: Eukaryota; Metazoa; Chordata; Amphibia; Anura; Pelobatidae
Source: the annotation of a GenBank genome assembly
GAAUAUGUUGGUGCAGUAUAUAUAAUAUGGCCUUCUUCGCCUCUGUUAUACUCUGUAAGUAAGUAUGCCCAUUUAAUAACUGAAGCACCGUGGAAUAUGUUGGCGCUAUAUAAAUGCUAAUUAUAAUAAUGCCGCCGCUUGCCUUUGACAUGGCUAUACUGACAUCUUCCCCCUUGAUUUGCUUGUCAAGCAAACACAUUAAUGAGCAGACCGAUUAGGUUGCAGGAGGUGGGGUGUUGGGGGGAAAUAGGAAUAGACUUGGUUGCUCGAGAGGCAAGUUCAGAACUGUUUGCAAAGGAAGCAAAGCAUUCCUAAGCUUUGUGAAACAAGAAACAGCCAAUGCUACAUACCAUAAUCUGUCCGUAACCUCUGUUCACAUCUUGCUCAUGGCUAAAGCACACCUUCUGAAUCUCAGGUUUAUUUUUGUUUUUUUAGAAAGAAAAAUGUGUAAAACCAUCAUGAGACUGUUGAACACCUACUUUACAAGUGGCCACUUACAUCAAUUGUAAGUUGUUACAUUUUAACAUAGAUGCAUUUCUUUCUUUUACGUCCAGGGCACAAUGAGUGAAGCUAGCAAGGAGUGUCGGGUGGCCUUCGGCCCUUCUCUUGGGGACAUCGUGAGGGUGAAGAGAGAAGUUGGCUCCCCUGUUGGAGAGCAGAGUUACAGCCAGCUCUGGUGAGACUGGUCACAUGAACUGUCCCUUUAAGAAUGCAUUACCUAAGGGCCAUACAAAUUGCUUUUAGAUAUAUGAAGGCAUGAAAGAGUCCUCCCUCCCUCCAACCCCCCCCCACCCCCCCCAAUUUUAAAGUGUAAAAAAACACCCACAGGUUUUUCUUUAAUGUUUUCAAGAAUAUUCAUUGAAUGCAUUUGUAAACUGUAUGUUAGAAAUAGUUCACUUAAGGCCCCAUUAGAAACUACAAUGUAGUCUAAUAAUGGUUCCUGGGGAGAGUUCUCUCGAAAACUCUAGCCCCCAUUCACAAUAUAGUAUUAUAGCAUAGCUUUCUGCUUAAUUACUGCUGCUGGCAGACUGGAUGCUGUGGCAAGCUGGCUACCUGCAGUUGCUGGUUAGCUGCUUUGGCUGGUUGCCAGGCAGGCUGGCUGCUGUGGCUGGUCAGCUGGCAGGCCUCUUUCUUCUCCCAGCAGACGUCUAUUUCUCCCCCAACGCCUUUGUGUGUCUCUUUUUCCUCUCCCUCUCUGUAUGUCUCAUCUGCCUUUUUUGUCCGUCCCCCCAGCACCUUUGUGUGUCUUUUUUCCCCAGCCCCUCUGUGUGUCUUUUUGUCCCCCUGUGCUUCUGUGUGUCUAUUUUGCCCUCAAGCCCCUUUGUGAGUUCCCCUUCAGCCCCUCUGUGUGUCUUUGUUCCCCUUGUGUGUCUUUGUGUAUCUUUAUGCCCUCAGCCCCUCUGUGUGUCUUUGUCCUGCCUCAGCCUCUCUGUGUGUAUUUGUGCCCCCCAGCCCCCAUUGUGUGUCUCUUUGUGCUCCUUCCUCCUCUGCCCUUCUUUUGCCCCCCUCCUGUGCACUUCUUUUGCACACCUCCCCUCCUGAGCCCUUAUUUAGCCCUCUUCCCUACUGUACCUUCUUUAGCCCUACUCCUCUACUGUACUUUUAUUUAGCCCCCUCUCCUCCUGGGCCUUUUUAAGCCCCCCUUGCCUCCAGUGCUUUUAUUUAGUCCACCUUCCCUGUGCCUGCUCAGCCUUACCUGGGUCUGCAUUGGACGACCCUCUGCUCCCUGUAUCUGGUCUGAGACGUAGCAGUUCUGUGCUCUCUCUGAGCACUUCCUGUCAGACUUAGUCGGGGAACAGAAGCUCCUCUACCGCGGCCUGCAUACUCGGCAGUGCUACUUGCUGUAAGUGGCAGGAGGGGAACGCUGUGCAGUGUGCUCUCCUCCUGCGGUUACUGAGAGAUCACACCCUCUGGGCACACCCCUAAGCAGUGGCACCCGGGGCGGACCACCCUCACCCCGCUUAGUGCGCCACUGGUUCUCAAUGCUCAAUUCUCUGCCAUUUAGAAGUUAAAUCACUUUGUUUAUACAGCCCUAGUUAUAAUUCCCUGCAUGUGACUUACACAGCCUUCCUAAACACUUUGUGUAAAGAGUCAUCUAAUGUUUAUACUUCCUUUAUUGCAAAUUAUAUUUAAUUUAGAAAUUCCUAUCCACUGCUCUGUUAAUAGCUUUCUAGACCCUGCAGGAGCCUCUUGUGUGUGAUUAAAAACUUUUAGAGUAAGUUACCGUGUGAUUGAAAAUGAAACCAAUUUUUAAAUGCAGUCUGUGUCAGUCACAGCUAGGGGAGGCGUGGCUAGGGCUGAAUAAACAGAAAUAAAAGUGAUUUAACUCUUAAAUGGCAGAGCAUUGAGCAGUGAGACUUCAGAGGCAUGGUUUACACACAAAAACAGUUUCAUUUAGCUAAAGUUGCUUUGGUGACUAUAGUGUCCCUCUAACCCCUUAGGGACUAAACUUCUGGAAUAAAAGGAAAUCCUGACAUGUCAUACAUGUCAUGUGUAGUUCCUAUUCAGGUCUCAAAUACUGUGUCUCCACUCACUUCUCCCAUUGAAGGGAAUGUACACCAUUAUUCUAUCAUGUUCCGAUAGCUAUAUCUCCUCUGGGGCAGUCCAGUCCCAAAAAUGCAAUUUCAGUCCCAUUUGAACACACUUUUAUUCUCUAUAUAGGCAAGUCAGUAAAACAAAUAUACAAUUUAUCUAUUUUCCAUUUCCUUUCUGGAAUAAAAUAUACAAUUCCUUUAUCAGGCUAUUUUAAAGUGGGUCUGUCACCUCAAACUUAAUUUUCUCUUACUGUUUAACACUCUGUUCUUUUCUUCAGUUCUGAUCUAUUUCUCUUGAAAGACACAAAGGUGGAGAUUAAGGCAUAAGGCAAGCCCCACUUCUAUGAGAGAGCCUUGCUACCUUACUGUCUCUUUCCACUCUGUUUUAUGCCUUGCCCAUUGUUAGGAUAUUUAUAUCGGCAGACAUUUUGAGCUAAGAUAGAAAGUAAAAGUGUAUAUUGCCAGAGUCACUCAGACUCCAUUUUGGAUCUUCAGGCCAACAAAGACACAUAAUUUCUUCUUGCUUUCUGUAACUAGCCACUAACCUGAGCUAAGGAAUGCAUUAUAUAAACAAGCCAAGUGAUAAGCAAUGAAGCAGGGGGAUGGAAUGCUCUGUUUAAAUGUUAAUGGAAUAGAAAUAAUUAUAAACACAGACACUAGUGACAGAGAAGACUAAGUAAUUUUACUUUCUAAAUUUUACAAGGUCCCAUUGUAAGUAAGGGGUGAAAUUGAGUUUAGAACUGUCAAUUUUAGAAAUUACGACCAAAGUAGUUGCCACAAAGACUGAGGCAAACGCUUUGAACUGACAGCAAAUUUAAGUUAUGGUAGUCAUUUUAGAGAAGCCAAAUGACGUCAAAAUCGUCAUCAGGAAAAGUUAACUCUUUCCUGGAUAGGAAGGUUUAGUAAGGCGAGACUGCCCUCUAUGGAUCAAAUACCUAAAUUAUGAUCUGCUGUACUAAUGACGUACAGAGAGUCUGGCCCUUUAAAAGUUAGGACAAAGGGAAUAGAGAGGUUAGUUUGGGCAUUCAGAUUCGGACAUGCAGAGAGAUUCAGGACACUCUCUGGGACUAACAUUCAACUCUCAAACUCUCUUGGACACAACUCAAGAAACACUCCUUGACAAUUAAAAUUUUACUGAUACUUUCUAACCAACACCACUUUUCUCUAUUACUUGCACACCUCCAUACAACCAAUCAUACUUGCAUUCACGUUUCUGGGACUACCUAUUCAUCUGAUGAGAAUAUCUACAUAACUGGUAAUUAUGCUGGUUUUAUUUAAUUAAUCUAAAGUAAUUAAAAUCUAAUAGCAUGCUAUAUGACUGGAUAAAUCACGGGCAGAUUUCAAUAAUUAGAAAUCUUAGUUCACUAAAGAAUAUAUAGUUAUACACAUUCCAUUCUGCAGGUGGAAUUAAGAAUAAUUAUAUAUUAAUGUGAUAGUAUCACGUGUUAGCAUACCGCUGUUUUUAUCCAGGUGUAUUGAUUUGCUCUAAAAUAAGAUAAGAUAUCUUUUUAAGCAAAUUAAAAUUUGUCUUUUGUAAAAAUAUGGUAGAUUAUUCUUAUUGGAUGGUUCCAGGAAAUGAUUAAUGAGCUGGUUCGAAUGUUAUUUUCAUUGAAAUUACAUGAGAACAGGAUACUAUAUGCCUAGGAGGAUCUAGCCAGCAUUGAAAGGGUUACUCAGUUGAUUUAACUGUUAGCUGGGCUGUGUAAAGUUUUGCUUUCUGUGUCUGAGAAGUACCCAUUAAUCUUGUCUUGACAGUUGAUGCUGUAGCUUUGUACUGUGUCUAGCCAUUAUAUUGCAUACUUAUGUUAUACUAAAUAUUCACUGAUUAAUAUCAUGCAUGCUGCCUAAUAUUUUAUUUGUCACAAUAAAUUAUAUCUAUUUUUAUAACAAAUUGUGAUUUUAUUUGUAUGGAAUACAUUUCACUUAUAUGAUAACGAUCUCUAAGAUCCAAGAGAAUUGAAAUAGUGGGCAAUUCUCAACUGUAUAAUAUUAUCAUCCCAUAAAUAUCCCCACACCAUUUCAUAGCUAGAUCCCAUCCCACCAGAAUGAUUCAUCAAGGUGGGGACAUCGGACCAAAGUUCUCAGGCGUACUUUAGAAGGUUACUUAAAAAAAAGCCUCUACUAAUAAUGAUAUAUUUUUUUUGUCAUCCUUAGCUCUGUGGGGUCCAACUCUCGCUGCAUGGACCUCGAACAUAAAAGGGCUAAGGAGAAAAGAGGAACUGCUUUGUCCAAAAGCCUUCAACAGGUGGAUUUCUGGUGUAAGUCAAUCUAGCCUGUGAAUAAAAUGAGACAUCUUAAGAGAAAGCCACAGCCACAAAUCAAGUGUCCUUAAUAAUUCUGAACCUUUAUAAUACAAAUUAUAUUAAACUGCACGUGCUACUCUUUCAGUGUAGCAGGGGAACCAAUUCUUCUUUGCAUGGCUGUGGCCUCUUGAUCAGGAAGAAAAUGCAUUUUAGUAAAGCUAUUUCUUCUUCCAGUUGAAAACUGCAUCCAGUAAAAAUGGAUAAAUUACUUAGAUUUUCUAGUUUGAUAAAUUCACAAUAGUUUGUCUCCAUGCAGAUGCAGUAUUUUUAAGGGACACUAUAGACACCCAGCCCACAUCAGCUCAUUGAAGUGGUCUGGGUGCAGCGUCCCUGUCCCCUUAAGCCUGCCAUGGUAAUUGUUGCAGUUUCUGAAAAACUGCAGAAAUUACCUUGCAGGGUUAAGACUGCCUCUAGUAGCUGUCAGUCAGACUUUUGGUGGUCACAUCCAGCAUCUAUUAAUUUCACAUAUGGGUAGGGCCUAAUGCACUUGCGGUGUUUGCCGCGAAUACACAUUACACACUGUCGGGUGACGUUUGGGGGAGAGCGAGGUAGCUAUAGUGCCAGGAAUGCAACUAUGUAUUUCUAGCUUUAUAGUAUUCCUUUAAUGAUACAUACUUAUAUAUAAUUUGUGUUCCCAGUUGUUUUACUUCUGGGAACAGAAGUUUCUCUUUAAGGAACAAAAUUAGCAGUGAUGCAAUUCAAAAGGCCAACUACUUUUUUUUUUCAUCUAUACUUUUUUUUUCUUUUUGAAAUGGCUGUACAGAUGAAAAGAUAUUUUAACAUUUGUGUAUAGAUCUCUAUAGCUCUUGGCAUACCUACACAUAUUCCUUCUGUGCUGGUAAUACAUUUGUGAGACUGCCUUGACAACACAAAGCCACAUUACAAUGUGGUAUUUUUAGACAUGAGGUCUAGUCACCAAACAACGUACUGUAAUAAAUUUAAAACCGAAUUGUGUGUUAUUUUAAUAGGCAAAAUGGAUGAUAUAGAAAAAUUCUUCAGCUCCACUAUAGACACAACAUGGCUAAUGUAACCUGUUUUGCAAUUCCGUUUUGAAUUCACCACCAUUAACUGUUCAGUUAAUAAACACUUAAAUGUUUCAGUCGUUUUGUAUGCCAUAGUAUAGCUGUAUUAUUUUAAAUAUGCAGUGUAUAUUCAGUCAAGACUAUAUUUUUUUUUCUCCAGUAUAAAAGUUUAUUUAUAUAUUUAUUUUUAUUGAAUGCAUAGCUGUCCUGGCACGGCCAGAGCAUACCAUGUAAAUUAAUUUAAUCGUCACUCUGGUGAGGUGUUCGUACAGUAUUUCUCUUUAUGUUGCUCCCAGGGCAUGAUGGGAAGAUGAUGUCAUUGUAGACUCAAAUGCACUUGUUUUUUUUUUUUCUUACCUCCCAUGCACUUUGACCUCUUCAGUAGCAUUUAUUGGUGUGAGGGAUUGAGGAAAUGUUAGUUAGAACUGAUAUUUCCUUUUUUAAUUAUUUUAGUUAAAAAAAAAAAAAGUUAAAAUCCAUAUGAAUACUGAUGGAACCUUUCAUUGGACUCCUGGGCAGAUAUUGGUGACUCUCCUCUCUUUCUUUUUGUUUAUCAGUCUGCGAAUCAUGCCAGGAAUACUUUGUGGAUGAGUGUCCCACGCAUGGACCUCCGAUCUUUGUACCUGACACCCAGGUUCCCAUUGGCAUGACGGACCGGGCAGUUAUGACUGCACCACGUGGUAUCGAAGUGGUAAAGGACACCAGUGGUGAAAGUGAAGUACGUUGCAUCAACGAGAUCAUUCCCAAGGGCCACGUCUUUGGGCCAUACGAAGGGCAGAUUUCCACCCAAGACAAAUCUUCAGGCUUCUUCUCAUGGCUGGUAUGUACCUACUGCACAAUGACAUUAGUUUUCUCAUUGGUCAUUUUCAUCUCUAUUAUAAACAAAUACAAUCUGGAGUGCGGCUGGGGUGUGGAAAGCUUCCUGCCCUAGCUUCUAAUUCCAAUAAAGUGUCUUAUGUAGAUGUCAUAAAUGUAUCAUUGACCUCUUGCUGUGUUGUACAAUUUUAAUGUGCACCUAAGCAAAAGCUCUGUUUUGGACUAGGCUGAUGUCUCUGUGCUAUAUAGUGUUCAUUUAUCAGAUUUUUAAGACCUUUAACCCCUUAAGGACACAUGACGGGAAUAUUCCGUCAUGAUUCCCUUUUAUUCCAGAAGUUCUGUCCUUAAGGGGUUAAGCAGUGCCACAUUCCGACAAAAUGUUCUGCCUAAAUGUGAUAGGAGUUGUAGAUUAGGAAAGACCAUGUAGACACAUUUUGCUCUUCCUUCCUAAAAUCAGGUAAUCUGAAUAAUGUAUUUUAAAAGUAGUGUAUUUUUUUUUUCUUUUAUUGUGAUAUAUUAUGAAUACCUCUGGCUUUGGCUGUAACUAAUCUACAGUAUCUUUCUUUUCUUUCUUUUUGUAGAUUGUGGAUAAUGACAACCGGUAUAAAUCUAUCGAUGGGACAGAUGAGGCAUGUGCUAAUUGGAUGAGGUAAGAUUCUGUUGCACAAUUUAACCAAUGACAUUUUGUGGCGCCCCAAUCCAUGCGUGUCUCUAAUCUGUUUUUUAUUUAACUUGAGGGUGUGUGCCGGUGAUUAAUAUUAAAAUGACAAUACAUUCCAGCUGAACAAGAGAAUAAAAUAUGUCACACAGGAUAAACAUUAGCUGACCUGCCAGCACAUCCUGGAGAACCACAAUCCAGUCUUGGCAAUGGGACAGAAACAAAUAGAAGAAACCCAGUCACCCGGUCACAGUAUGAACAAGUGGACUUGGAAUAUUUUGAAACUUCAAGUAUGUCUUUGUCCAGCCCAGAUAGGCAAAAAUACACUUAAAGGUUUUGAAACAUGCCUUCUAUUUGGUGGAACCUUGAAUAACCAUGUUCACGCUGAGGCCUAGCUACUGGGCUCCUUCUAGUUUGUUGUUGACUGGGGAGCUUAGGAAUUAAAGUCCUUAUCUCAUGCACCAGCUGCAGGGAAAUUCCUGCAUAGAGCAUAGUGCUAUUAGUGUCUGGCUUACUACACAGACCUCUGAGCCGGAAAGUAAUUGUGCUGCGUGCCUGAUCACCCUGUACAGGUAAUUGUAUGGCUCAGUGGGAGGACCUGCACUUCCUCACAUUAUGUCAGUGGGAAAAGGGUGAAGCCUGAGUUCUGGACCUGAUGAGGAAGACUGCAAAACAAUGAGAAUGUAAAAGGUACGUUUUAUAGGACCGUAUCUUCUUAGCACUAUGACUAUUAAAAUAAAUUUUUACUCUUACUUCUUAAAGUUUUGCAAACUAUAAAAAAAAAAAAGUGGAGAUGAACAUGUGGAAUAUAAGGAGCUUCUAAAAAAACACAAAGAUGGUACAGAUUUCACACCAUUGUAUUGAGAACCAUUGUACUGAAAGACAAUUGCUGAAUAAAUACUGUCGAGCUUCCUCUUACACAGGCAGCGUGGGCCAGGGUAAAAAAUGUUUGUAAAUUAAAUCAACCAGCGCUUUUCCUGGCAUUAUAUUUUGUUUUUUCUUUGUAUGUAUAUGGUUGUGUUUGUGAAUGUGUGGGUGUAGGUAGAAGUGUGUUCUGUCAUGUGGGUAUAGGUAGCAGCAUGUGUUGUACUCUGUGUAAUAGUACGGGUAGCACUGUGUGUCUGACAGUGUGGGUAUUAGUGUCUGUGAUAGGGUGGAUGUGGGUAAUAGUGUAUGUGUGUGUGUAACAGUGUGAAUGUGUUUAACUGCAUGUUUGUAACAGUCUGGGUAGUUAUGCAUGUGUCCAAUGUGAGAAGCAGUGUGUGUAGCAGUGAGUAUGAAUAUGUACAUGUCAUGCUUUAUUGAGGUCCUCAUUUUAGCCACAGUCCUCUUCCCUCUCUCCCUCUGCUCUGCUCUGGGAACAAUACAGAGAUUAGGCUCCCUCAGAACUCCGUGAUCCCAGAUCCUGCAUUUUCAGCUAAUGCAAAGCACCACCGACAGUAUAGGAACCUAUGGCACUAUUAGGCGUGCGCUUGUAGGCAGGUACCUGGAAAUGCAGCUCUGUCACCAAGACUGAACUAAUCAAAUGGUAAAGGUUCAAACAAGCUUGAGACCUAAAUUAGAUUGUUUAUUCUCAGCGCUCUCUUUUAGCAUUUUUGUUGUUUUAAUUUGCAUAAAAAUACAGCCAGCUCCAGCCUGGCUUCUCCGUUUAAUAGCUUAUCAAAAAUAUAUAUUUUUCUGAUAUAGAUUAUUAAAAUGAUCCCUUAUCAGUUCAGAUAGACUUACUAUUCGGAGUCCAAAUAUUGACCUUGCAGAGUAAACAAUUUCAGUCUUUUUUAGAGGGCACUUGUAAAUUACCAAAAUAUUUUGUUAAAGAGUUAUUAUAGGCACCAAAACAAUUCUAGCUUAAUGAAGCAGUUUUGGUGUAUGGAUCAUGCUCCUGCAGUCUCACUAUUAAAUUCUCUGCCAUUUAUGAGUUAAAUCCCUUUGUUUAUACAGCCCUAGUCACACCUCCCCACAUGUGACUUAUACAGCCUUCCUAAAUACUUCCUGUAAAGUGAGAUCUAAUGUUUAAGCUUCCUUUAUUGCGCAUUAUGUUUACUUUAGAAUUUCAUAUCUGCUGCUCUGUUAAUAGAUUUCCAGACCAUGCAGGAGCCUCCUGUGUGUACCGUAUUUUUCGCUCUAUAAGACCCACCUGACCAUAAGACGCACCUAGUUUUUAUAGUAGGAAAACAAGGUGGAAAAAAGUGUUCCUUAAUACCCACUCCCCUUCCCUGUCCCAUAGUGUUCUUCCGCCCCCCCCCCGUCUCAUAGUGUUCCUUAUCACCCACUCCCCUCCCCUGUCCCAUAGUGUUCCUUAUCACCCUCUCCCCCCCUCCCCUUUCCCACUGUGUUCCUUAUCACCCACUUUCCCCCCUCCCCUGUCGCACAGUGUUCCUUCACCCACUACCUCCCUCCCUGUCCCAUAGUGUUCCUUCACCCACUCCCCCCCUCCACCUGUCCCUUAGUACCCCUCUCUCUCUCCCCCCUUGGUCCCCGGUAGGUCUCCUACCUUUAUGUAGCGUGGCCGAGCGGAGCAGUGCGCACAGGGAACCCGGCCUGAGUGAAAGGAAGUGAGCACUGAGUGCUCACUUCCUUUCAGUCCGGCCGGGUUCCCUGUGCGCACUGCUCCACUUGGCCACGCUACAUAAAGGUAGGAGACCUACUGGGGACCACUGCCUUAUAGCAAUAGUGGUUACAUAGCAGCUUUCUAUAUACAGGAUUUAACUUUCAUGUAUAUUUAAUAUUUGGCUCAAAUUUGUUUUUGUGUGCUGUUACGAGUCCAUGCACAAUCAGAGAUUACCUUAGUUAAUCUCAAUGUUACCACAAACAAUUCCAUUCUAUGUAACUUGCAUGUGGUCUGUGAGUAUAACCCGUGGUGAAUGUAGUUAAAUUGGGUGGUUUGCAUUCAGUCCAGAGCAGCGAUUGAGGCCUCACAGGGUCAUAAUGAGGGGAAUGCCAAAAUAUAAUCUAGAUUAGCUCACCGGACAAUUUAGAAAUUGGAAUCAUCCUUGAUAUCAUCUCAGACUGGCAGAAUCCCCAGACCUGCUGGCCUGCCUUACUGUAUUGGAAAGCAUUUCUACUUAAUACUUCCUACAACCUUUCAACUCUAUGACCUCGGUUUAACAAGCUUUCCUAAUGAUCUAAUACUGUUAUAAAAGAUUCCAAGAGAUUCAUUUUCAGAUGUCGCCAAUAAAGUGUUUGGGAACUUUUGUAAAUAAAUCAUUUUAAAAAGCUUACUUAAUUAAGGCCAACUUACACCCACAGAUCUGUGUCAACACAGGCACCUAACCAAACGUUCCACCUGCAGACCUGUGCAAACACGGGCACCUACCUUUUUUACAAUUUUCUAUAGAAUCUGAUAAGAUAAUCUAUUUAGAAAGAGAAUUCCAAAUCUUUAUUAUGCUAUCAUAUCCCCUCUAAGGUGCCUUUUUCUAGGGAAAACAAAUCCAGUUUUGUAGCCAUUCCUCAUAACUAAUGUUUUUCAUGCCCCUUGCUAAUUUUGUAGCUCGCCUACAGAGGUACCCUUCCGCCCACAGACCUGUGCAAAAACUGGCACCUAUAAAACGUUUCACCCACAGACAUGGCUAAAAACACAGCCACCAACUACCCACAGAUGUGCAAGCACAGGCACUCCUGAAUCCUUCCAUCCACAGACACUUCCAUCCAACCAGAAACAUCUGCACCCACCAACACAGACAUACAUGCUCACACUGACAAGCCUACCUAACAAAAAAUACAGCCUCUGCAUUCCUUUCAUUCCUCUGCUCCUUUCAUGACAUUAACCUGCUGCUAAAACCUUUUAGUUCUGUCGGCUCUUACAGUCUCAUGUAGUGAGAUGCCUUGGAAAUAGUUGCCACAUGCAGUUUAUUUUUUUUAGAUUUGUAUUCCAGAUGCAUUCCAUGUGUAAGUCUUUCGGUCCUGGCAGUAUGGAAACUCGUAGACAGGCUAAGUGUUGCUUCAUAGAAAGGAUUAGAUUUGGGGACGUGUACAUUUUUUCUUUCUAUAAAAAUGUCCUAGAGUGCUCUGAAAAUAAUGGAAUUGUAAUCAUAUUUUAGAUUCAAUGCUCCUUUAAAACAAACUCACAGGAAGCAAAAUAGACUAUCUGGGACAAGAAAAGUUACUAAUCCAUUCAAUGUUAUGUCUACAGAAGGGCAGCCUUUUUUUGUUGCUUAUUUUCUACGUUUUGUGUGCCUGCAUAGACGAGCCAGCACAUUGCAAAUUAUCUGUGCAGAGACUGUAAUUUGUGAUCUCAGGGAGAAGCCUUCAAACUCCAGACUUGAAGUAUCUGCUGCUUUGAUCAUCAGUAUCACUCACUCCACUUUAUUAAAAUUAUCUAUCGGCAUACUGUCGAAGCACAGCUCCAUUUAAAUACAGUAGCAGUGACACGAUUUGCCUCACAUUGGAAACAGUUUUUUUAUACCAUUUAGGGAUUUCAAAGUCUUAAUCUGAUUUGCUGUUACUGGGAUACAAAGCAGUAAAAUGAUCUUACAAUUCUUCGAUGAAAAAAGGAAACAAGUAGUCUGAAUAGACACUGGUAUAUGCAAUACAAUACAAUGUAUAUAUAAAUACAAACUUUCUAAACUGCAAGAAUACUUUUUAGGGUUUACUGUAAUUUUUGCUCAUUUUGUCUUGAAAGGUGUUUUAUAUUUUCAGAAUGGCUGAUGUAGAUUGUAGAAUAAAUCAAAGAAGUGUUCUACGCUAGCAUGGUGCUUAUGCUGCCAAUCGUUUCUGGGGCACCAGUUUGACAAAAAACGCGGCUUUUCCCGACACCCAGAAACUGCCUUCUCAAACAGAUUGAUAAUGCAGACUGUAAACUUAAACAUUUUCGAUUUAAAUUUCGUAUAAACAGGAUGGUAGUGAGUUGCUGAGAGUUAAAUCUAUAUUAGUAUUGCAUAGGUGUAAAUACUGCUUUAGUAUUGAAUCCGAGGAGCGGGUAGACUCUGGGUGCCCAGAAUGAGCAAGUUUAGUUUUUUUUGUAAAACAGCUUAAAAAAGUUUGACAAAACUGGGAAGUUGAACUCAGAGACAUGUGGCAGCCUAGCCGCUAAUUUAAGUCGUAGCGGUUAUGUUGUUUAGAUUGUUGCAGUGUUACAUAUAUGUGUUGAAACUUGCCGUUUUAAAAACAGGUUUGUGCCUGGAUAUAGCUUAGAUUUUGACCUCGUUUGAUGAACGUGCAAUGCUGCCCUGUAGAAACAAGAAACCAUUGACAGAGCUUUUUAGUAGUUGUGAGGAUCAAACUUUAUUUGCUGUGCUUGCUUUUUACUUUUUCUAUAGAAAUAUGGGUGAAUUACCUUGAAAUGCCAUCAGAUAGCUACAUUUCUACAAGUGCUCUAAAUAAUGUGAUGCAUGGUUGGGUGUACAGGCCUACAGGCAGGUAGAUUUAUUUGGGAAAUCUUUGUUGAUUAAAAUGUCUUAUUUUUCCUAUCGGCUGCUUAGAGCAGUGGUAAUGUCACUAGAAUCAGGAAGCUCAUGUUUGAAUCCAAGUGUGCCUGGACAAGACACUUAGCGAUAUAUACCUACCUACAUUCAUUGCCUCUUCCCCUUUCUAUACUGUAAGUUUAACAUGCUGUAGAAUUUCUCUGCGCUAUAUAGUAUAAUAAUAAUACUAUCAGCUUUAUCAAAAUGGCACAGUCAAUGGUGGAUUUAUAGCUGGUAUUGGACAAUGUGUCAGGCAGAAGAUGAUGGACAUUGUGGCCAAAAAUGCGGACCUCCUCGUGCAACCUUGUAUUUGUGACAUGGUGGAAAAUAUUUAAUGUCUAUCAAACUGAGUUUUGAAAACUUUUCAGAUUUGUGAGCGGUAUUAGGACUGUCUCACAUGGACUGUCUUCUAUCCGUUUGACUGAUCAGUUUGCAUGAGAUUCUAAAACCCUAAAGAGGGGCAAUUGGGAAACCCCCAUAUGACUUCCAGAAUCCACUAGACAACCUGCAAACAUUCUGAGAAUACUUCUAGAGAGCACUGUUAGUUUUUGAACUUUUUUGAAUUUGGCAUUAUCUUCAUCUGUAAGAAUUUUUAUAUCUUAACGUAUCUCGUCUUUUAUAACUCUUAGGUAUGUGGUGAUCUCCAGAGAGGAGAGGGACCAGAAUUUAAAGGCUUUUCAGCACAGUGAGAAGAUCUACUUCCGAGCUUGCCGUGACAUCCAGCCCGGGGAGAAGCUGCGAGUGUGGUACAGCGCUGAUUACAUGAAGCGACUGCACAGUAUGUCUCAGGAGACCAUCAACCGGAAUCUCACCAGAGGUAUCUAGCAUCUUUCUGUCUACUUAAGCUGUUAACUCAAAUUCUCCAUCACUGCUAAUACUUUGUGUAUGUGGUUCAAAAAAGCCACAUUCGUUGGGACAUUCAUUGUUGUAUCUCUAUCUUUCUACGAGCCUUACUUUUCCCAAGAAUCUUUACAACUGAAUUAGUGUUUAUGCACCAUGUGUUCCCAGCUAUUUUUCUAUAUAGGUGUUUUUUUGGGGGGGGGGGUUGCAUGUAUAUUUCAGAACACUUCUUGAAUGAUUGCAAAGUUCUACAUAGGUUAAGGAAGCUCAUACACAGAAAAGUCAGUUCCUUAAAGGAAAACCAUCAACUCCUGCGGCCAUUUAAAUAAUCCGGUCUGGAGCAGCACUUAGCAGACUGAAGAUCGCUCUGCUUUCCCUGGCAGCACACUCUAAUUAACACAGUCUAUGUACCUGGCGAUGACAGCUGAUGUCAUCACAAUGUGAAAUAUCUAUGCAACAAAGCAACGUAACCCUCGGUCAAGCAAGCUCUGCUCCUGAGCGAGGAUUACUUUAAUGGUCGCGCUUAGGGGAGGAAACGCUGCAGGAGAUUCCAAUUUUCCUUUAAAUGCAAUAGAGCUGGGCAUUGCAUGUAAAGGGGUCUAUUUAAUAAACAAUGAUUUACAGUGAAACUGUUCUUCAAGAUGAAAAAUGUUGUCCAAGUAAAAAAAAAAGUUACACUUUUUCAGAGUUUGUGAUAUUAUAAAAAAAAAUGUUUUAAUUUUAUUUAUUUAUGAAUUCUUCAGUUUCGCUUUUUUUGCCUAAUUUUAGGACAGUGGUUGUUUUCUCACGACAAUUCAAUGUCUAGUAAAAAAAAAAAAAAAAAAAUUAAUAAAAAUAAUAAAUACAGGUGUUUAUGCUCAGUCCGAGUUUACUCCUAGAAUUUGUUCCCGUAAAUGUAAACUUUGAUUUUUGAGCCUGAAAGUUGUAUAUAACAUAUUCCUGUUGAUAAAAAUAUUUAGUUUAAAGGGGGAGGGAUUAGAGCAUGUAGUGGAAUCGUCUUUCGUAGUGAAGUUUUGUUACAUUGGACUGUUUUUGUCUACGUGUAUCAGUCAGUAGACAGAGUGCACUGCAAGGCAUCUCCAGAACGACAUCUUAUAGUAUACAAUUCUGCUACAAAUGGACAUUUUCAUUUCAGCAUAAAAGAUAUUUACUGCUUUGCAAUCUUAUUAUAGGUAUAUCUCCUGCAAUUCCAGGUAGAUAUAUCUGCUGCAUCUUAAACCACAUCUUUAGGUCUGGUAAGAAACGUAAGAUUGUCAUUCAAUGCACAAAGCAUAGAAACAGUGUGACGGCAGAUAAGAACCAUUCGGCCCAUCUAGUCUGCCCAAUUUUCUAAAUACUUUGCAUGAGCUCUCAACAGCAACAGCAUGUAUCAGGGCUAAAGAACACAAAAGGAGGAGGUUGGUGAAAAUCACAACUCUGAAACAUCAUGCACUUAAACAGCAGAGCAACUGAAGACCAUAUUAGACUUUGGAACAAUCUGAACAUGUGACCAUUUUCCAUAGCCUCUUCCUUUAACCUUUCAAAUUGAUCUUCUUCCAUAUUUUCCUUAAAGUCCCCUCUUUUUGUUUCUAUACUUUUAUUUUUUUUGUACAGAUUCCCAGUACUUGCCCUGUAUGUGCUGUAUAAAUCCACAGAUCGCAUCGUAUUGUUUUUCCCUAAUUCCCCAGACUCGGAGGCAUCACAUUUACUUUUGCUUUCUUUAAUAGCAGUAAUUAUGUGUUUGAUAUUAAACAAAAAAAAACAAAACCUGAAACUAGGACUGUUUGUUAACGUGCCACAUGGUAGCUCAGAGCUGAUGUAGUUCACUUUACAGCUAAAAGUUUAUCUUCUGAACUAAACAUAUUUUUGCGUAGGCGCAAGUUCUAACCUUCAAGUGAAUUAUGCACGUUGUUCCAACACAAUCUGUUCUUAUAUUUAAGAGUAUUUUUAUAAUAUCCACAAACAUUUACAUCAAAGCCUGAGUUAUCUAGAAAAGUGUUGCCUCUAGAAUAUGUAGACACUGCUUUUCAACAUGGUGGGCAAAUCUCUACAUUUACGAGAAGAAUACACUGUUUCAAAGCCAGUGCUUUGAUAUUUGUUGUUUUUUACCACUGGUACUGGUUAUUUGGUUAACAUGUGUGUGGCUAUUUGAACGUAACUCAGAAACCCAAAAGGACAAAGACGCAUAGUCGUGUGUCAUUUAUGAACAUGGAAAUAUAGCCUAUGUUAACAAUGAAAUCUGCCCUAUAAACUGUGAUUAAGAAACAAAGUGAAGAUUCAUUAAGCAGUCAUGCUCAUUAUUAACUCCUAAACCUGGAGUUACAUAUAUUGAAACAAAAUCUCAGCCGUUUAGGGCCUUUAUCUGUCUAAUGUAUAAUACAUUAGUAUGAAAUGGGUUAAUGUAGGGGCAUUGACUAGUAGUUUUCUGUUGUAGUGUACAAAGGAACAUUGGAGCUGUAGGUGUCCGUAGUUGUUCUUCUGUGUUUGAUUGAGCUGUGUCUACAUUUUCCAUUUUGGAGAAUAAUUGUGACCAGGUUGUGUAUUUGUUACUGAGAUGAGCGAUGAGCUGCCCAGGUCUUAAUGGGAGUAUCAUGCGGAUGAGCCUACUGGUCACAGUGGAAGCCACAUACUAACAAGCUACCCAGACUACAAUGAGAGCUGCAUAGUCAUGGUUUCCUACCGUAAUAUCCACAGCCACUGAGGGAGGACCAUAUACAAUCUGGAAACAGUGUAUUUGUUGGUGCCAUGGGCCACAUAAGAGCUGGUACAUUUUAUCUGUUUUGUUUGAAGAGCACAUUAUGGGUUGCUUCCUGUAAUAUUUGCCAAUGGAAUAUAUAUAUGUCGUUUUGAAUGGUGCGGUAUCCUUAACUGAAAAUUGCCUUUUGGAAUGGUAGUAUUCUAUUUGUGAACCUGCUGAUUUAUUACUGGCUAGUUUUCACCAACAUUCUAGAAUGAUGGGGCUUUCAGCACCAUUUCCAGAAUGUACUUGCUUUGGGAUCCAAUCACUACCUACCUCAUUCGGGCUCAAAAACAGAUAUGCAGCUAUUCAGUUCCCUUUAUGUGUAUUAGGUUACAGUUUUUGAAAAAGUACAAAAUGAUUAUUAUUUUAAAAUAUAUUACCCAUAUUUUAUAGAUAAUCCUGUCCUCCCCCCAAUAUAUUUUAUUUUAUUUAUUUAUAAAAUAUUUUACCAGGAAAGAUACAUUGAGAUUUCUCUCGUUUUCAAGUAUGUCCUGGGUCCACAAAUUAUUGCAUUGUUACAGGGGCAAGGGUUUCCAAAGCCUCCUGUGUGCCACAUUUACUAUGAUAACUUGACCAGGAUGUGAGGUCUAUUCCCUUGGACACACCUCCACAGAUAUGUUUGGCCACCAAAUAACUUCUUACCUACUGUAGUACUCCUUCUCCAGCAUUGGAAGGCAGAAACAUAAUGAAUAAUUUUCUGGAAAUUCAGAAACCUGUUUAGGCCUCUAUGGUGGCACUCCCCUGCAUUGUAAUUGGCUGGGACUAGUUUAAGCUAAUCACAUUGCAUUUUACAUUUUUCAAGUGAUAGGAUUUGUUUUAGAGGAAGGACUUCACUCAUUGAGUAGAUGGAUUAAAUCAGGCAAAAAUGCUAUCAGUCCCUUUAAUAAAUAAACAUAAAAGAAAAACUACUUAACGUAUUUUAGCAGCCUGCAUGUUUACUUAAAAAAGGGGAAUUACCUCCGCCUGUCUUCUUUUAAAACAAAGGUAUGUAUAUAUUUAUUUUACUUGCUAAGUUUCCUGAAUACUAUAUUAUAGAGGAAAAUGUGCCACGUUGUCAGCCAUAUAAAACCGGCCCGAGAAUGAAUACCAGUACUUCCGUGACAGUGUAGUUAUAUAUUUUAAAUUCUGAGCUGAUAGCAAGAAGGGCUGUCUAGUUCAUAUGCCAUUUUUCCUUCUGAUCUGUGCACCUAUUAGCAGAAAACAUAGACAGAUUUCUAAGCUGUACAUUCUUGUCAUAACUUUUAAGAUUUUUUUUUUUUUUUUUCAUUUUAUUCAAGUGUAUUUUUUUAUUUUAUUUAUUUUUAAAAUCUUACUACGGUGUGUAGGAAAUUUAAAUAACAAUCUUAAACACUAUGUCAGUUCCUAAUGUUUUCUUUUUCCCGGGGAUCAUGUGUCAAACUGGUAACACACCUAAUUUUCCUUUCUAGGAGAAAAAAGGGUGUUUAUUGAAAAAAAUGACAAACUUUUGGAAAACCAAGAAGACGUGAAAGGCAUCUUUCCAUUGACAAGCUUUAAACAAGGGAAGAGCCUUUACAAGCGGAGUUAUGAGGAGGGAGACAUACACCCUCAGACCAAAAAGAAAAAAAUUGACCUUAUCUUCAAAGAUGUCCUCGAGGCUUCUCUGGAGUCUGCCAAAAUGGAAGAGUGUCCUUUGAUGACCAGUAGCCCCAUCACAGUAAAAAGGUCUUCUAAGUACCAAUAUGAAGACCAUGGAGAGAGGUGCAAAGGAAACAAACAGUGUUCUCCUACCCCAAAUCAGACACGGACCCAGAUGGAGUGGAAAAUUCCCCAAGCUUCCACUCUAGGUCUCGAGAGGGAAGCCAGUCUGCCAGAUGAUGAUGGGGAAAAUCAUUUGUCCAUUAAAGCAGAAAGUCCUGCUGAAUCUUCCACAGUAGGUGAUCUUGAAGAGAUCCCUUCCACCUCUUUCUGUCCAAACUGUAUAAGGUUGAAGAAGAAGAUAAGAGAACUUCAGGCUGAGCUGGAAAUAUUAAGGUCUGGCAGGGUCCCAGAAACUCCCCCAUUGCCCCAUCAUAUAACUGAGGUCCCAGAACUUUCUGAUAUAUCAGGUAAGAGAAACCAGAAUGAAAGAUAGAAAUUAAUUAUUAACACUAGCUUGGUGACACAAGUACUCUAAAGUUUACUCUGUUCAUUUAUUACAAAUAAAACUUAAACGUGUUAAUCUUGGUCCUCUGGUUUGCAUAUCUAUAUUAAGAAUUUAAUGUAUAGAAUUGAGAGCAGCAUUUUAUUAUAUAACUUAUAUUAAAUGUAAUUUAGAAACAUUUGCAGAUGGAACUGAUUCUAAAACUGAUUGUGAUGUCUGAACUGCCAACAGGAGCAUCACAGUACAGUGGUGUCUGGCUCUGUAAGAUAAACACUGUUGAUUUUUAAAAAGAUUGCAUUUUUUUCCCUAAUAUUCAAUUUUAUGUAUGUCUUUUUUUUUUUUUGUAUUUUAUUAUUGUUUAAUUACUACUAAGCUGUAUGUUAAAAAGUGAACGCAGCUUGUUACAGAUUGUAACCAAACGCAAACAUAGUUUCUUGCUCUGUAGGGUCACAUGGUGCAUAAAUGUAGCUGUGCACACACCUUUCUGUCUUCUAUUACAUUCCCUUGUUUGCUAUUCAGCAUUUUAUUUAAAUGUUGAUGUUUUUGAAGUCUUUUUAAAAAAAUUUCCCUUUUGUUUUUUUUUGUUUUUUCCCAGUUCCAGAAAGCAUGGUCAUUGCUCCCACCAUGAUGGAAGAUGAUGACCAGGAAGUAGACUCCGCUGAUGAAUCGGUUUCCAAUGAUAUGAUAGCAGCUACUGAUGAGCCUUCCAAGAUUUCAGCUGCCACUGGCAGGCGAAUACGUAGAUUCAAACAAGAAUGGCUGAAAAAGUUCUGGUUUUUGAGGUACUCGUCCACAUUGAACGAAAUGUGGUGCCAUGUAUGCAGGCAAUACACCGUGCAGUCGUCUCGGACUUCUGCUUUUAUUAUCGGUUCAAAGCAAUUUAAGAUACACACCAUCAAACUCCACAGCCAAAGCAAUCUCCACAAAAAGUGUUUGCAGCUCUACAAGUUGAGAAUGCACCCGGAAAAGACAGAGGAGAUGUGCAGAAACAUGACUCUUCUUUUCAACACUGCAUACCACUUAGCAAUGGAAGGUAGGCCUUACUAUGAUUUCAGGCCCCUGGCUGAGCUAUUGAGAAAAUGUGAACUCCGAGUAGUUGACCAGUACAUGAAUGAGGGUGAUUGUCAAAUCCUGAUCCAUCAUAUUGCCAGAGCACUUCGUGAAGACUUGAUAGAACGUAUUAGACAAUCUCCAUUCCUGAGCAUCAUCUUGGAUGGACAAAGCGAAGACCUGCUCACUGAUACAGUGGCGGUAUAUGUCCAAUAUACUAGCAGCGACGGACCACCUGCAACAGAGUUCCUUUCUAUUCAAGAGCUAGGCUUACCUACGACUGAGAAUUAUCUCCAAGGAAUUGACAGAGCUUUCUCAGCACUUGGGAUCAGACUGCAAGAUGAGAGGCCAACGGUAGGCUUGGGUGUUGAUGGUGCCAAUAUCACUGCUGGGCUUAGAGCAAAUAUGUAUAUGACAAUCAGAAAAACCUUGCCUUGGUUACUGUGUUUGCCUUUUAUGGUACACCGACCUCACCUAGAAAUUUUAGAUGCAAUUAGCGGAAAAGAGCUUCCAUGCCUCGAAGAAUUAGAGAAUAAUUUGAAGCAGUUACUUAGUUUCUACCGAUACUCUCCUCGACUUAUGUGUGAGCUACGACUCACAGCUGCAACCCUUUGUGAAGAGACUGAGUUUUUGGGUGACAUCCGUGCUGUAAAAUGGAUCAUAGGUGAGCAGAAUGUCCUAAAUGCGUUGAUUAAGGACUACCUGGAAGUAGUGGCACAUUUGAAAGAUGUCAGUGGACAGACUCAAAGAGCAGAUGCUUCUGCUAUAGCACUUGCCCUGUUACAGUUUCUCAUGGAUUAUCAGUCAAUUAAGCUUAUCUACUUCUUGUUGGAUGUGAUUGCGGUUUUGUCACGCCUAGCCUAUGUCUUCCAAGGUGAAUACCUUCUUGUGUCCCAAGUGGACGAGAAGGUGGAGGAGGCUAUUCAAGAAAUCAGUAGGCUGACUGAUUCUCCUGGCGAGUACCUUCAGGAAUUUGAAGAAAAUUUCCGUGAAAGCUUCAAUGGUAUCGCUUUGAAAAACCUACGUGUGGCAGAAGCUAAAUUUCAGUCCAUUCGGGAGAAAAUUUGCCAGAAAACCCAGCUCACAUUGGCCCAACGGUUUGAUUCCCGCAGCCGAUUGUUUGUUAAAUGCUGCCAAGUGUUUGAUUUAUCUGCAUGGCCCAGGAGCACAGAGGAGCUCAUAAGCUACGGUGAGGAGGAAAUGUUACAGAUAUAUAACCACCUAGAGAGUAUACCUUCAUUUCUCACAGAUUUGCCCAGGGAAGCCUCUGAUCCAAGGGGAAGUAUGUUGAUGGAAUGGCGAGAGCUCAAAGCAGAUUACUGUAUAAAAAAUGGUUUCAAAGAUCUGAUCGGUCACAUUUGUAAGUACAGGCAUAGAUUUCUGCUUUUAAAUAAGAUCGUUCAGAUCUUAAAAGUCCUUCCGACUUCAACAGCCUGCUGUGAAAAGGGACGCAAUGCUUUGCAGCGGCUACGCAAAAACAACCGUUCAAGGCUGACGUUGGAUCAGCUAAGUGAUCUCUUGACCAUAGCAGUGAACGGUCCCCCCAUUGCCAACUUUGAUGCCAAGAGAGCUCUGGACAGCUGGUUCGAGGAAAAGUCUGGAAACAGUUAUUCUUUAUCGGCAGAGAUGCUCAGUAAAAUGUCUUCUAUUGACCAGAAGCCCAUGCUUCAAACAAUGGAAGUUGGAUCAGAGUAUUAUCAGGACAUUUAGGAUUCUGCAGCCAUGAACUGUAGAAUACUUUUUUCUAUCUAUACUCUUAAGUUUUGGUAUAUUAUUAAAAACAAAUUAUAUAAAUAUAUAUAUAUAUAAAUAUAUUAAAAAAAAAUAUAUAACACAUAUAUGUUACUAAAUAUAUAUAUGUUAUAUAUGUAUAUUCCCACUAAAGAUUAAACAUGACUGAGCCUUUUUGAAAACCUCCCAAAGAAAAGGUAUCAUAUUCCUCACUUCACACACGGCAGCUAGGUAGGCAGUAGGUGCACGAUGUCUGUCUAGCAGAGCAGGAACCCCCUUUCACUCCCCAACCCCCAUUCUCUAAGCUUCCUCAAUGCAUGUACAGUAUACCAGAUCAAGGUACCUAUUUUUCAUUGAGCUGUCACCUAACACUUAUUUGCAGUAGUCUUUGUAGUCUGGAAAUAAAUUAUGUGGUCCUUCUUCAGCAGUUCGACACGUUCCAGAAGCCAUCGAGGGUUCUAAAUAUUUAAUCAAUGUUACCAUUUUAUUUUUGCUAAAUUGUUUUACUAUGUUCAACAGUGGUUUCAUUUUAAUUUUGCUAAAUUGUUAUGUUCAACAGAAACAGUUGUUUGCUAUAGUACUUUUUUAAACCUAGACAAGAUGGAUAGUCUUGGUGGUCCAGAUGUUUCCGAGCCUUGUAUACAAAGUUGCUAAGCCAGCAUUAAUUCAGAAUUGCCACUUUGUAUUUUUGGACCCUCCCUCCCAAUGAUGUCUCAAGCUGGCACCAGGAAAAUAAAUGGAGGAGAUUCUGCACCUCCUCUGUGUUUUCCUGCCAUGUCUGGAAAGAUCCCUUACUUUCUCAAGCAAAGAUCACUUUUCCCAUCAGUUCUCGCCAGUGACUGCUGAUCAGACAUGUUAAAGCAAAACAUGACUUAAUCUUCAUUUUUUUGCCCGGUUUUUCUUUCAUUUUUCAAGGCGUAUAUAGGGCAAGGUCAGCCGUGUCUUGUUUUCUAGACAUAGAUUGCUUUGGAAUAUCAGUGAAAUUCCAGCACAAUAUAUAGGCUAUUUUUAAAGAAUCCAAGUGAGACAUCCUCUUUACUGCUGGCUGAGCACCUUGGGAAAUGUAGUUCAGAAACAUCUGAAAUGCCAUGUCCAGCCAUCACUAAUCUAGACUUGUUCAGUGUCUAAGGGUUAAGGGAAGCUUUUUGGGUCCAGUCGGUUCAGAAGACACAUUCUCCAAGGUGCUAAGUACAACUUAGCUAUGUUGUUUGGCAUCUUGGCCGCAAAAGACACACUGUAGACAUUUUGUUACUUUUGUAACAAAAGAACGUCUUUUUCUGAAACAUUUAAUAUUUUAUUAAUCUCUUAUAUGUAGACUUGACUUUUAAAUAUAUGUUGUGACAGUUAAUCUUAAAUCAACAGUGAGGUUACCAGCCCAGCCCAUGUUGGCCACGUAAAAGGAAUUACUUUUCAAAACUCCCUGAUAUUUUGUCACUAUAACAAUUCCGUUUAACAGAAUAAGCUAUGUGUGAAUGUGUGGCGGGUUAUGGUAUGGUUAUGGAAAAAUAUAAUAAAUACACUUUUGUUUAUACAUACAUAUAUAUAAUUUUUUUUUCCAAUUAUUAUUUUUAAUAAACACCAAAAUAAAAGCAGAGCAGUUGAUCAAAAUCCUCGGAGCAGUGAAGGAGAAAAAAAAUUAAAAACAUUAUUUGUUUUACUGCAUAAUGCUUUUCAUGUGCUGGCCUGCAGUAUUUACAAUGUUACAUGUAUAAAAUAAUCUCAAAACAAAAAAUACCAGGCACUACUCUUUAUGUCCUACCCAUCAAUUUGAAGACGUUAUGUGUGUUUGGAGUACAGGGUAUUGUUUACGUCUAAGCAAUAUACUCAUUACAAAACAUUUUGUUUAAAUACUUAAAAAAUGGUGUUACGCUUUGGGAACUAACAAAUAUUUCAGGUGAAUUGGGUAAAUCAUAAUCAUUUAAAUGUCCUAUUUGUUUGAAUUACUACAAAGGGCUCUGUGAUAUUAUUAUUUUUCUUUCAAAAGGUUUUGUAUUAAAUUUGACCUCUCGUGCAUAUCUGUCCACACCUGACAGCAAUUUAUAUCAUGAAUUGGAAAUAUUUGUUGCCACAAAUUCGCUAAACCACUAACUGCCGAGAAUUAACUAGAGAAUUGGAUGUUUUAGGGCAAAAUAGGUGAACUCGAAAAAUAUCUUUUUACAAUGUUUUUUCCUACUUUCGUUAUUUUAAGCUAAAAUGUGCAAUUUUCUUGUCAUUCCUUUUGUUUAGUGAAUAAAGUGUUAUAGGUGGUUUGCACUCUGUCACGAGAAAAAUAAUAUAAGAAAAAUUGAGAUUACAUAAGAAUAGACCACUGGCCCCAAUAUAAGCUUGUGUGUAGGAUUUAUUACUAAAUCAAAAUAAGAAAUAGCUAUGUAUUAAAGUAAUGACAAUCAUCAAAGAAUGUUUCCAAAACAUGGAGGUUGAACGUGCUAAAACAAAUGCCUGAAUCGUGAAAGAACUUUGAUUGUAGGAGAAUGAACAAUAGAAUUGUGCCUGGUGAAAAUAUUUGGUUCGUCCGAAGCAAAAAUUUGGUUUAGGCUAUUUGGAACUCAUCUAUUUGGCGUUUAGGUUCGGAUGGAUUUUGUCCAAAGCUAACAUUUCCGGAAAAAAUGAUUCUUCCAAAGUAAAAUGCUGUAAAAAUGCACCUAUCAAUAAACUGCAAAAUAUAUAAAUAAUAUUUAUAUGUUUUUGAAGUACACUGAUUAGCCCAUUUUUGCAUCACUUGAUUUACAGAUCAAGUGAGAAGAAGUAACCAACAGAGGUUAAAAAACAAG